This is a messenger RNA of Moneuplotes crassus, 1516 nucleotides long. The record is from the annotation of a GenBank genome assembly. NCBI's taxonomy places the organism in Eukaryota, Ciliophora, Spirotrichea, Euplotida, Euplotidae.
UUUCUAAGCUGUUUAAAAAGUACUCAGAUCUCAUCCAGUUGUUCCUGAUUCGAUUAGCUGUGGCUCCUUGCACCCUCUCCUUUGAUAUGAAUAUUUAAAAGAAGCUUAGAUAACAAGAGGGAUAAGAGAACAUAGUCUGGGAAGCCUUUCUGAGUCCGAGAACAGUUAUGAGCGAGCCUGACUGAGAACUCUAACUUGCUAAUAUAAAUCAUUGACUUCUCAAUUUUGAUAGAUGAAUCUGAAGAUUGAUGGUCUCAGCCAUUUUCUGAAAUUCUCCUGAGCUCCAGUUGUAGCGCAGAUUUUGUUAAAUUUCUGAAGGAGAAACUGAGCUCUUUCUUCAUCACCCUUCUUAUAAUUGAAGCAGAAAAGGAUCCUCCACUAGGGGCCUGAUCUUCACGGUAGUUCUUCAGAUCAUGAGACAUGGAUACUUCGAUUGAACUAGCCUUUACAAUUUAUUUUGCUUUUUAUAACUUCACUCACUUCCUUCUUUACUUUCCUAAGAUUUUAAUAUUCUAUCUUGAUACUCUUGAGCUAUUGAAGCCUCUUGUAAUCAAAACUCUUUCUGAGAUGGUGUCAAUGAUGAGCAAUCUGGCAUCAUCAAAGAAAACCCCAACAGCUGGCUCCUUUAAUAAACAGAUCAUUAUGACCAGGUCUCACUUUUUCCAAAAGGGAUUAUUUAAUAUCUAAUUAUUAUUGUUUCAAGUUGCAAUUUGAUAAUAAGAUUUUUAGAAUUCAGGACUUUGGAAGUUGAGCUUGAACCGAAUUUCACUCUAGUUUUGAUUGAGGAAAAAGUUUUAAAAUAAUUUCAAUGGUAAUUUGGUAUUGAAAAAGGCUAGUUUUGAGGCUUUCAAAGGAAGAAUUUGAGAAACAUCGAAACCAUUUCUGUCCUCUCUCAGUUCCUGUUUCAGGGUGUCUAUUAGCUCAUCAGUGCUUAUUCUAAGACCCUCACUGUCUUCAUAAAUAUUUUAUUCUCUUUUCUUCAUCACUAUACUACGAAAUCCCCACUGGGUCAAAUUAAUCUGAUAUUCUUAUUGAAAACCAGUAUUUCAGUCUCAAAUUCUUUCUCUGAGGUAGCACCAACAAUUCAGCACUCUCCAAGGAUCCUGGAUUCGUCAAAGUAGCUAAUCUUAUUACCCUCCAUUUUGUAAUUUAAGUUAUCAUUGUUAUUUAUUGCCUUAGGCCACCAAUACAAGUAAUGGUUUCCUGGAAAAUGUAGCUUUUUCAAAAUCUUCCUCUGUAACUCAAGUUUGGAUUAGCCUGAUUAAAAUUCUUUGCUAGAAAUCUAGCCAGGCUUAUCUUAGCCUGAACUAGAAAAGAAGCUUUGAAAAAUAUUAUAUAUUUGUUAUGGAUGGGUUUUACCAUUUUUUACAAUAAAUUUCUUCAAGAAAACAGAAAACUCACCAAAAAGUUGCCAGAAUUGAUCAGAUAAACAACAGGAAGAAGACUCCUGGACUGGAGGUUUGAAAAGUAUCUCGUCAGAAAAUGUCCGCCAGGGUCAUAUAAUUACCAGCUAAUU